Porites lobata is the source of this 1038-nucleotide messenger RNA. The record is from the annotation of a GenBank genome assembly. NCBI's taxonomy places the organism in Eukaryota, Metazoa, Cnidaria, Anthozoa, Scleractinia, Poritidae.
UGUUCCAGUUAUCACUUUGAAAAAUACCAAGAUUUACCAACCAGAGGAGCUCACGCCGUGGAACAUUUCACCAUUAAUGGAAGUCUUUUUCUAGCGUUCGCCAACUAUAAAAGUGACACCCCCGAAAAAUAUAACACAGAUUCUUUUAUCUACAAGUUCAACGAUUUGACUGGAAAAUUCCUUCUUUAUCAGACCAUAGGCACACAUGGAGGGCAUGACGUGGAAUAUUUUACAAUUUCUGGCGAACAUUAUCUUGCUGUUGCUAAUGUUGAAAAUGAAACUACGUUCAGAUUGAACUCAGUUAUUUAUCAUUGGAAUGGAACAUUGUUUGUUGCCUUUCAAAACCUUGCAACUAAAGGAGGAGCCAGCUUUAAUUUUUUUACAAUAGCGAAAGAACCUUUUCUUACCGUAUGCAAUCUCUUUGAUGAUGUUACGCGUAGUAUUAACUCAACCAUCUACAAGUGGAAGAACAACAUGUUUGAAAAGUUUCAGGAGAUAGCGACAGAGGGAUGUCGUGGAAAUGAUACGUUUGUAAUUAACAAUGAAAGCUACAUUGCCUUUGCAAACGCCGCCUUGUCGUCAACAGUAGUUUAUAAGAGGGCUGGGAUGCACUUUGUCGAGCUGCAAAACCUUCAAAAGAAAAGUGCAAUGAAUGUAAAGUCCUUUUACAUUAAUGAUGAUGCGUUUCUCGCCACUGCCUCUCGACCCGCACAGUCGUUCAUUCACAAGUGGAAUGGAAGUCAGUUUGUCCUAAAUCAGACUAUUCCUACUUACCGGGCCAGGGUCCUGCAUCCCUUUGUUAUGUGCGGUCAAACAUUUCUUGGCGCGGCUAAUCGGGGUAGGGUUGGCACCAACCACAUAAAGUCAGUGGUGUAUCGGUUCUCUCAGGACCAGUUCACUGAAUACCAGAAUAUUUCAACUUUUGGAGCUAUUGAUAUGACGUCAUUUGAGUACAAGGGUUAUACUUACUUGGCAAUUGCUAAUUCAGGAAAUAAGAACCAAAGGAACAUUAACAGCACUCUGUACAGGUGGACCUAA